AGCAGGGGGCGCAGGGGGAGGAGGUCAGCGCGAACACCGAGCUGGUGUACCUCACAGGGCGCGCAAACAAGGUGCGGGCGCACUUUGGCAGCGCCAUGGGCGCCGACGACUUCAUGCAGCGCCUGGAGAUGGCGCUCUACGCCUUUGGCUUCACCGGCGACAACUCCAUUGCCAUGGUCAACCUGUGCCGCGACGAGGUGACGGUCACCCUGAAGCACCGCAUCGAGCAGAUCUUCGGCUCCUCCUUCUCCACCAACGGCCUGGGCGGCGUGCUGACGUGCGGCAAGACGGGCAUGGGCGCCGGCUUCUCCCACUCCCCGCUCUGUAGCAGCAACAAGGAGCGAUACGUCUUCUUCUCCUUCCCCCACAUCAGCAUCAACUCUCGAGGCGAGGUGGGGCCCAUGGCGCGCCCCGGCCGCCACGACGCCUCCUGCGCCUGCGGCGCGCUCAUCAAGGCGCAUGCCGAGAUCCGCACCCAGGGCCUCAUGUGCAACUGCAAGAUCCCGGGGGUGCACGAGCCUCUGGAGCCCGAGUAUUCCAUCCUGAAGCAGCGCAUCGCGCGCCGCCUGCGCCACGAGGGCAACACCGACGAGUCGGUGAAGAGCUUGAGCCUGGGUGGGUGGGCUAGCCAGCACUGGAGCGGGCGGGGAGGGGUGGGGCGGGGCGGGCUGUCGCCGGGGGUCAUCACGGGGGUGCAGAUCCACAACUGGUCCAACAACUUUGAGGACGACUCGCCCAACCUGGAGUUUGUGGCGCCCACCAGCGUGUAUGUGGUGGUGGGCGGUGAGAAGACGCACCUGGACCUGUCGGCCAUGCCGCCCGUCACGCCCCGCCAGAUGCGUGCCAUCGCCGGCCCCGCCGACGUCAUCAACCAGGGCGGGCAGACGCUGCUGCGGGAGGAGGCGGCGCCCUACGCCUUUGACUCCAAGGACGCGCGGCGGCGCAAGCGGGAGCGCCUGCUGCGCUACAUCAGCCUGAUGCGGGAGGAGGGGCUGGAGGCGGAGGCGGAACUGCUGGAGGCCAGCAUGCAGUCCAGGCUGGGACUGCAGGCCAAGAUCGCACGGGGGCAGCCGGGACGCAUCGAGGGAGACACCUCGGUUGUGAUUGACCAGAAGGCGGCAGCAGCCAGCGUGCGGGAGCUGCAGGAGAUCCGGCAGCUGCUGGAGGAGAAGCACCGGCAGCAGCAGGUGGUGAAGGAGCAGCAGGAGGAGCAGAAGAAGGCGUACGCGGCGGCGGCGGCGGCACAGCAGGUGCAGCAGCGGCAGGCGCCGGCGCCGCCGCAGGCUGGACCCAAGUGAGGCGGGCCGCGGCCCGCAGAGAAGAUCAUCCGCGAAAGAUUUACGAUGUUGGCAGCUCUAGAGGCAAUCGACCGAGCAGCGCCUCGUGACGCUGUCUGCGCGCGCGCCCUUCCCCUCUAGAUCUGCGCCCCAUGCAUGCCCCAAUUCCCACAAACGUAUGUUACGAGUCGCCAACCCGACACCCACGCACCUGUUUUCCUGUCCGUCUGUUUCCAUACCCGAUCUGAUCCCACCAUCGAUCCGUGUCACGUGUACUGGCCUGCUGCUGCCUGGCCCACCGCCUCGCUCCUUUCCUUUCCAGGCAGGCAUUUUUCUCCUUUCAGAAAAUUCCCCAGAACUCAACCCCCGCCCUUCCUGCAGUGGUCGCUCAUGUUUGAUACUGCCCUCAUCUUUACCCCCUGGUCUCCGGCACGCCGAUGACCAAUGCGUUUUUCUCAGCCUCCGCCAAUGCCAACCCCGGCAAACUGAAACCCUCUGGAUCAAGGUACUGUUGCUGAUGGGCUAAAC
This is a messenger RNA of Chlorella variabilis, 1805 nucleotides long. RefSeq lists its product as hypothetical. The coding region runs from base 96 to 1298 and encodes 400 amino acids. The transcript is spliced from 8 exons. The record is from RefSeq and is a predicted model, not a curated record. NCBI's taxonomy places the organism in Eukaryota, Viridiplantae, Chlorophyta, Trebouxiophyceae, Chlorellales, Chlorellaceae.